AAGUGACUGCUUCCCUUACCGAACAAUAAAAGAGAAAAAACAAUGGUCGGUCUCCAUUAUUUGUUGCUUCAAAGCAAGCAUCCAUCACCAUUUCCUCCGCUCUCUCUUUUCAGAACCAAACAUUCAACACUUAUUGCUCGAUUGGUUAAACUUCAACAUCAACAUGGCGCGGAUAUUACCAUUGAUUUUAAUUCCAAGAAAAAUACCAACCUACCAUCUUCGCCUUCUUGGAUUGUUCAUGCAGUGGAGAAAGAUACAGAGCAGUUUGAAGUAGACCCAGAAAAGGCUAAAGAAGCACUCCGAAAGCUUGACCAGCAGCUGCAAACCCUGUCCAAUAAACAAGUCAGCACUCCUAAGAUCAGAGCUUCAGAUGUAAAGCUUACAAGGGACGAAAUGGUAGAAGAUAGCCCAGAAAUUCCAGGGUCUUCCUUAACAUAUUCAACUGUUGCUCUCCCUACUUUCACAAUCUUCUACAACGUGUUGUUUUACUCGGUGAUAAAACCGUCCAUCGACGGACCGGACUCAGCUCCUCAACCUACCAUCAGCCAGACUGAGUCAGGAGGUGCAGCAGUUUUGCUGUAG
This is a messenger RNA of Hibiscus syriacus, 582 nucleotides long. RefSeq lists its product as uncharacterized. The coding region runs from base 43 to 582 and encodes 179 amino acids. The transcript has 2 exons. The record is from RefSeq and is a predicted model, not a curated record. NCBI's taxonomy places the organism in Eukaryota, Viridiplantae, Streptophyta, Magnoliopsida, Malvales, Malvaceae.